AUGUAAAAAAAACUCAACAAUGAGUUUAUUGUCAGCACUGCACUAUGUUGUAAAUGAUCACAGUCAGAGAAAACCUUCACCACUAACUUGUAACUGUUAGCCCUUUCUCGCCUCCUCUCACUUUUAAUCCCUCCUUACCUCAUUCACUGCUCACCACUCCCCCCUUAAUAACACCCCACAAACUUGGAACAUCCGUCUGCCUAAAGUAAAGUCUGAGAAGUCUGAAUUUGCAGGCAGGGGAAUCAGACAGGCGUUCCCAAAGGAUUUAUUAGUCAGUAAACUCAAGACGCACGUUUUUCCACACGGAUAAACAAGUCUGAGAGUGUCAUUCAGAGUGAAGACAGAGAUCUAGACAGAUUGUCCAUUUUGACAGAAUGUGGAACAGGUCAAGGAGCACGAUUCCUUCAACCAACAGACACUGUUUCUCUCUUGUUCAUCAGUACAUUCAACAUUUUAAUGAGGUGUCUGGCAACAAAACAGCUACCAUACGCAGGAGAUCCAUUACGCCCGGGGUGGUUAUCACUCAGUAUGUGAUAAACAUACCAGAGGGGAAAAGCACCCCAGAUUUCCGGUGCAGGCCGAUGCCAAUGACCAUCCAGGAAGGAAAAUCUGCCAUUUUUAAAGCAGUGGUUAAGGGGGAUCCAAAACCAGAAGUGUCAUGGACACGAGCUAAAGGCAACAUUUCAGAUUCUCAGAGGUUUCUGAGUAAAUAUGAUGAAUCAACCGGAGAGCAUAUAUUAAAGGUUUGUCAGGUGUCUGCUGAUGAAGUCGAUAUAUACAAGUGCUAUGCUGUGAACGAAUAUGGCAAAGCUGUCUGCACAGCAUCACUGAGCCUCACUGGCGCUAUAACAUAUGAAUCAGAUUUCAGAAAACUGUUAAGGAAAAGUAAAGUUGAGAAGGUGGAUGGAGAAACUGAUGAAAGAUUCUGGGAGGCAAUGCUGAAAGCCGACAGGACAGACUAUGAGCGCAUCUGUGCUGAGUUUGGUGUUCGAGAUUUAAAUCUGAUUCUGAAGCAACUGAAGGAGAAGAAGCGGGAGAUAGCUCUUAAUAAGACUAAGAACAGUGUUAUUCAACCUGAAGGUGAAAAUGAAAGCAUCAGUUCUAAGGACCUGUCAGAGAAGGACAUCAGGUCCAGUCAGUUGGAUGCAGAGGUCAACCUGCUUCUGAACGAGUUUAAAUUUUCCAAUGUAGACUUUGUCGUCAAAAUACAGGAGAUUAAAGCCCAGGAGCGUGAGGACGCCCUUUUUGAGUGUGUUCUUACACACCCACUAACCAGGAUCAAGUGGAUGGACUGGAAGGGCACCAUCCUGGAGGAUGGAGACAAAUACAACAUAUCGGUGUCGGACCACAAACUGAUCCACAGACUGUUGAUCAAGGACUGCAAACAAGAAAAUAAAGGCAUCUAUUCAGCAGUGGCAGGCACUAAGUCGUGCAGCGCAUGGCUAGUUGUGGAAGCUGAUAGUGACCCAACAUCUACUGAUCAGAAGAAACUGCGUAAAGGUGCCAUGGCUCAAAGCGAACAGAUUGACCUUGAGAAAGUGGCCAGAGAGCAAAAGAUCAAGUACCAAGAAGAGAUUAUGAAGAUUCUAUCAGCUGUAAAAGCAAAGAACGAAGUAGGACAACUGAGAAAACUGAAGAUAUUAACCGCUAACGAUAAACUAAUGGCAAUCGAUGAAUCAGAGGAAAACUUGGAUGCGUUCAAGGAUUUAGAUCCUGAAAAAGCAGGUCCGACGUUGAAGGCGAGGCACUCACAAAAAGAUGAUGCAGAGAACAGCAAGAAGACAGAGCCUAGAUCUGCCCAAAUGGAGGCUAGCAUUGUAACAAGGUCUAACAAUGCAAGUGGUGCUGUGGAAGUGUCUGAUUGUGAUGACAAUGAGAUGUCCACUGGCUCUGUCAAACACAGAAGGCAGAACCAAAGGACACAUCAUCUGUCUGCUCCACAGGAUGUAAACGAACAAGCAAGUGAUUGUGAAGGAGGUUACAGAGAUGAUGGUGACGACUCCACUGGCCAAGCUCACCAUCCAACCUGCUUAAAGCAGAGCCAGCUGCAGCUCAACGGUACACUAAACAAAGGUAAAAGCAAAGACCACAGUGAGGGUGAUGAGGCUCAACAUGCCACUGGCUCUGCUCCACAUCACAGGCGUAAAAGGCAGGGACCCCUGAUAGAAGAAAUGGUAACAGAUCCAGGGAUUCAGUUCAUAUGUGGAUUAUCUGAUGUCAGCGCCAUCAUUGACACAUCUGCUGAGCUAACGUGUAAACUCAGCAGUGAGGACUGCAGCGGAGUCUGGUUCAGAGACGGAAGACAGAUAAUCCAUGAUGAUAAUUUCAACAUCACUAAAGACGGCGCCAUCCACAAAUUAGUAAUAAUCAAGUGUAAAGAAGAGCACACUGGGAAAUAUCGCUUUGAAGCUGAUGGUCGUAAAACAGAAGCAAUGGUCUUUGUUCAAGAUCCUCCCAGGUUUGAUCCUGAAUACCUGACCUCAUUCACAGAGCCUCUGACAGUUAAAGUCGGGCACAACGCAAUCUUCAGACUGCACUUUGUUGGCCACAAACCCAUUAAGAUUCAGUGGUACCGAGAGGGAGAGCAGCUCCAAGACAACAACAACAUGAAGAUAGAGACAUCUGCGGGUCACAGCCGGUUGCUCCUGAUGAGGUGCCAGAGAAAAGACAUAGGAGAAAUUAAGAUCAAGCUAAAAAAUGAACACGGCUUCGCUGAAGCCAUUUCACAUCUAAUUGUGCUCGACAAACCCACUCCACCCCUGGGUCCUGCAGAGGUUAUAAACAGCUGUGCUACAUGCAUUGACUUUAAAUGGAGGCCACCAAAGGAUGAUGGGGGCUCACUGGUCAUCAAGUACAUGCUUGAGCGACAACAAGUUGGACGAAACACCUGGAAGAAACUCAAAGAACUUCCAGUUGUGCCCAGCUACCGCGACACGGACGUGGACCACGGACGGAAGUACUGUUACCGCAUCCGAGCAGUGACUGCAGAGGGUCAGAGUGAACCAAUGGAGACUGAUGAAAUGCAAGCAGGUACACUGGCGUUUCCUGGGCCUCCAACUCCUCCAAAGGUGAUUAACGCCUCUGACACUUGCAUCAGCCUGUGCUGGGCUCCACCAAGUAACACCGGAGGCUCACGCAUCCUGGGCUAUAUCCUGGAGAAACGCAAAAAGGGAAGUAACCUCUGGAGCGUUGUCAAUGCUAUGGAUGAGCCUAUCAAAGAGAAGAGCUAUGGUGUGAAGGAUGUCGUGGCUGGUAUGGAAUAUGAGUUCAGAGUUACAGCAAUAAAUGUCUCAGGGAUUGGUGAAUUUAGCAACCCCUCAGAGUUUGUUGUGGCACGGGAUCCUAAGAAGCCUCCUGGGAAAGUGACAGGGCUGAAGGUGACAGAAACAUCUUACAGCCACUUGGUUCUGACUUGGACCAAACCUGAAGAGAAGCCGGACCUACAGGAUGAAGCGAAAGGAUAUUUAGUUGAAAUUCGUCAGUCAAACUGCAUUGAAUGGACGCGAUGUAACAGCGCUCCCAUCAUCACAACCUCCUUCAGUGUGAAAGGGCUAAAGUCCAUGAACAUGUACUGGGUGAGAGUGAUUGCAAUUAAUGACGGAGGAGAGAGCGAACCAAAGGAGCUGACCAGCUAUGUUGUGGCUAUGCCCUCACCUGUGAGACCAACGUUCACAAGCCACAAGAUGAAAAGUUUUAUCGUAGUGAAGGCAGAACACUCUGUGAGGAUCCAAAUUAACUUUGAAGCAUUGCCACAGCCAGACAUUAUUUGGCUGAAGGACAACUCCCCCGUGUCAAAGAGAGUUACAAUCAGUAACUCUGAGGGCUCGUCCCAGCUGCUUAUCCCAUGCUCCGAGCGCUCUGAUUCUGGCAUCUACUCCAUUUUGCUAAAAAAUGUUGCUGGGCAGGAGACAUUCAGCACAGAGGUCAGAGUAACAGAUGAUCCAAAACCUCCUGGACCAGUGGAGUUGGAGGAAAACGUGCCUGGAACAGUGACAGUAACCUGGGAGCCGUCUCCUGAUGAGAAGCGUGAUGACCGCCUCCACUACUUAGUGUCCAAGUUAGAUUCUACCAAACAGACAUGGACAACAGUGGCUGACAGGCUCUUCAACAACAAGUUCACUGCCUGUAACAUAAUGCACGGGAGGGAAUAUCAUUUUAGGGUCUACGCCAAGAAUGACAUGGGCAUAUCUGCACCUUCUGAGUCACCAACAUGGUGGACAGAGAAGAAGAAAGAAAAGUUUAUCGUAAAUGUAAAAACCAGAGAGGACUGUGACCUGCGAUGUGCCCCCACCUUCAUCGUGCCGCUGAAGCUCCACACGGCACCCAAAGGCUAUGAGUGCUACAUGAGCUGUGCAGUGCAGGGAAAUCCCAAACCUCGUGUAACGUGGUAUCGAAAUAAUAUCAGCGUGAACACAAACAGCAACUAUUACAUCUCCAACACCUGCGGAGUGUGCACCAUGCUAAUCCUCUGUGUGGGACCCAAAGACACAGGGGAGUACGUUGUCAGAGCAGAGAACGGCGUAGGGCGAGCUGAGUGCUCCACUGUCCUCAGUGUCAUAGACUAAGGAACCAGGACAACACAAACAAUAUUUCCAAAUAUAUCAUAUAAAGAACGUCUGAAUUUCUUGUUCUUUUUUCCUGGAUUUGACUGGAAGAUACUGAAUAUUAUCAAUAAUAUUAUAUUAUUAUGAUACUGAAAAAAUGCUGUCAUUACACAAAUUAAACUGUGAUUGUUCUAAAAUAAGCUUGAUAUCUAAUUCCUACACGUUAGGAAAGAAUGCAGAAAUUCAGAAACCUGCUGACAGCAAAAUGAACACAUGGUGCAGUAAGUGUAACAGAGCUUUUUACACUGCACGUACACGUGUGUAACGAUACCAGGAGCUUAGAACGUGAAUGUGCCCUUUUCUAAAGCUGAUAGAUAAAGCUGCAGUUAUCAGUUCACAUCAAGUUCAGCUCAAAUCACAUUUUGCUUCCUAAAGCUCAGUGAAUCCAACGUACGCAACUCUGUGCUCUGCUGCCGUAGUCUCUCUUUCCAUGACAGCAGCACAUGGCGCUGAGGGCGCAGCGUCCAAUGGACGCUGGCUCUACCUACGGUCCACGCCUCCUCAACGAGAGCCCGCUACGGCUCCUCUGAACCUCACUGCAGGCGGAUUUGUAAAUUUGUAAGUUUAAAGCGGCACUAGCAGAAGCCAUAAGUACGAUCGCCGCUCAUUUUGGAACUACUGGCUCCUCAAAUACCAGCUCUCUGCUCGGACAGAACAUCGUGUCAUCGUGAAAAUGACUGCCAAGCAUCGUAAAGGGAAAGGGAACCACAAACCUGAAGACAACUAUUUCAAAAAUGAAGUUAUUGAGUCAGAAAUUCGCGCUGGAGGGAAUAAUCUCAAUAGUCCUAAUAAUCCCAUUCAUCCCGUUCUUGUGCUGGUUUUAUUUCUAAUGCUUGUUAUUGGGGGAGCAGUUGGUGCAUGGUUCUGUUUCCAGCAGCACCAAACUUUGACAUUCUUAACAGACAAUGUCAUUAGCAUGCAGAUGAAGAUAGUAACACUACAGUCUUCACACGAAGAGCUGCGAAAGUCAAGUGGAAAGCAUAUAUCAGGAAACUUGGAGACUCGCAUACGUUCCCUGGAGGAGUCCUAUGCACUGGCACAGAAGCAGGUGGGCAUAGCCCUGGCUACUGCAGAGCAGCUCAAGACGUCUGACCUCCCUGCUCAGGUGCUGGCGCUCC
Messenger RNA from Betta splendens (Siamese fighting fish), 5722 nucleotides. Its product is annotated as immunoglobulin-like and fibronectin type III domain-containing protein 1. Gene Ontology annotation, molecular function: protein binding. The transcript has 27 exons. Lineage: Eukaryota; Metazoa; Chordata; Actinopteri; Anabantiformes; Osphronemidae. The record is from RefSeq and is a predicted model, not a curated record. The coding region runs from base 375 to 4565 and encodes 1396 amino acids.